AUGGAGCUGUACGACGAGGAAAUCUACGAUCGGGCGAGUGUAAACGUUAGCGUAAUUCUGAACGACGACAUAAAGGAGGAGAUAAUAGAAAAUUUGAGGCACAAUAUGAAGGACAGGAAUGUGAAGAUAAGCAGCUACGAUUAUGGCAGUAUUCACAAAAUAAAUUGUUGCGCGGGUGAAGCGGCAGAUGGGGGCGAGGGGGGAGGUGGACACGCCAUGCUGAUGCACGCUUGGCUGAAAAAGAUGAAGGUGGCUUCGUCCGUUGUGAUAUUUUGCGUGGACUGGCAGGGGAUUGCUAAUGAGGGGGGGGAAGACGGGGUCUCCGCUGGGGAGGGGUCAGCCGGGGAAGGUCCUUCUUUGGAGAGUACAGGCCAAGUGUACGCCGUCCAGGAGGCUCCCAUCCAACCGGGUGACCCGCAGCCCCCCCGCGCGUGCGUGCAGAACGCAGCCUUCAUGAGCCAAGUGAACAAAGACCUGAUGGAGCGAAUAGAAGAAAUAAACGCAAUAAUCAUGAGGAGGAAAAAAAUCUGCAAAAUUGUCGUGUUGGUGAUCCUGCCAGAAAACACACAAAACACAGAACAGUACAUCAAAUAUAUUAGCUUGCUAAAUUCGAAAAACAUCAGCGCGAUCUUUAUCACAUUGGGGCUAAAGGAAAUACAUAACAAAAUUAAAAAAUUAGAAAAUCUUCUGAGGGAUUGUAUUAAUGCCUUUUUUAAGCAACACAUAAUUACCUUCGAGGGGAAAGCCGGACAAAAUAUACUCACUUUUUUUAAUUACAAUUUUAAGAAGGCAUACGUUUUGGAGAUCCUAGAACGGUAUGAUGAGAGUAUGAAGAUUUACGUGAAUCUAUGCAAAGUUUUUUAUGAACAUGCAGGUGAAAAUACGUUUCCGGACAAACUCACCUUUUUCAAGUAUGUCAUUUUUUUCAACUCAGUCAGCAUUCGGAUGAUAUAUAUUUAUCUGUUUUUUAAGGACUUUAAGAAGGCCAUUCAUCAUAUUUACACGCACAAUAAAAUUAUCUACUUGGCGUUGAUGCGGCGGGGGGGGGAGGAGGAGGGAGAAGUGGGAGAAGCGGGUGCAGAAGAGGGUGCACGAGAUAUACCCACCAGUGGGGGGAAACAUUCACAGGUCACUUCCAUCUAUGGCAUAACCGGUUGCUCUGAUUUGAUCACCUCUUUGACCUGUUGGGAUAACUUCAGAGGAGACGCACCCAGUGGAGAGGAAAACCACCCCUCGAAUGAAAGUGUCCACCUCAUGUACGACCUCACGAUGAAGGAGUACCUGUAUUACAACCUACUGUCAUGUGUCUACCUCUACUUUUGCAGAAUUGUAAAAAACUUGAGCAUGAACCGAAAGGACACUGUGCUGUAUGGGAUGUACUGCUGCUUCUGCGUAUAUUACAUGUUGAAGGCGCGCAGGAAGAGGGACAAAAUAGUGGAGGCCUUUUCUCCUACGACCCAAUUUGACAGCUACUUUAAGAUAUGCCCCGUUUCAGUCCUACAUAACUUUGUGCAAAACUUUUUAAUUGAAAUGUAUAUCACCAUUAGCGCCAACCAGAUUAGCAGUUUGUUUCGACUCGUCAUUUAUUUUUUGUGUUUGAUUUAUUACGAACGGGGGAACUACCGCUUUUGCUUGUACUUGUUGCUGUCGUUUUAUGGCAGCCGGGAGGACUCCUCCGUUUUGAGUGCAAUCGGCGAGGGAGCCUUGAGGGAGGGGGUCUGCCCCUUGGGCGAGUUGCACUCUCUGUUGGGGGAGAUAUCGGCGAAGCGGAGCUACGAGCGCACUCGCAACUCACACACGCACGAACCCAUGCUGCUUCUCACGCUGAGCUGCAUGGGCCGCUUGCUGCACCCGGGAAAAUGGGGAAGCGCCGCAGACGGACCCCCCUCGAAAGAAGAACCGCUUAGCAUCAAGGAGCACCAACACCUGUUCAUCCAAAUAUGCUUCGAGUAUUUAAACGAUUUAAUAAAGAACAACAAAAAAAGAGAAGAGAAAAAAUUUAGGGACUUUUUCUCCAAGUAUUGCGAAAGCAUAAAUGGAGAAGGGGUCUCCCCCCCCGAGGAACCACCCACCAUAUCGAUACGAAAUAUCUGUGUGAAGUUAUACUGUUUGAUUAAACCCCAUGGGAUUGCCUCACAUUUAGAAAUAAAAAACGGGACCCACGUGGAUUUCCCCUUUUUGCCAUUUAUAGGCAUCUCUAUGGAUAACCAUAUAUCCUUCUACAAGUUAUCCUUUUCUGACAAGUUUGAUGGAGUCAUUUUUGCCACAGCGGAGGGUGUGAAGGAUGUUGGAGUGAAUGGCGAAAGUGUGCUUGACUGCAUAGCGAGGGAGGGUGCUCUCAUUAAGGAGCGUCAUUGUACGAGUGACUCACUUGAGAGCGCCUCUUGGAAGGGGUACUCCUUGGGGGAGAAAAACAUGGUGAGUUUUUUUUUUCCUGGGGGGGAGAAAAACCAAAUAGAAGUUAACUACGUCGAUCUGUAUUUGAGCAUUUCUUGCAACAUUGUGCGGAUGCGAAUUCACCAAGUUGGUGUAUCCAUUUUGAGGGAGAAGUUCCUCGAGAGGGUUCCCCCCGAGGUGGGCAGCGUAGAUGAAGGGAAACCUCCCCGGGAAGAGGCCCUAAAUGAUGGCACGAUUGGUGGUGCGAUUGAUGGUGCGAUCCAUGGCACGAUUGACGGCACGAGUGACGCUCCGUCGAGAGAACCCCCCCCGAAGGAACCAAACAGAGAGGAAAGAAAAAUCUUCCAAGUAAAAGUGACCAAAGAGGGAAGGGAAGAAUCAUCUUUUUACAAACUGAAGGAAGGAGUGUACCUAAAAGAUUACGUGAAUAAAAUUCCCAGAAAUGGAAAGAAGCAAUUUUUUCGCAAGGCGCUAACCAAGUAUGUGCAUUAUUUUGUGUAUUGUUGGAAGGACGUUCUUUACCUAAACGAGUAUAACCCUGUGUACAUUUUUGUGAGGUGCUCUAAAUAUGUAAAAACAUUUGAGUUUCUUUUUUCUUAUGACUGUGAGGGGGAGGAUCAUUUGCUUGUUUAUUUGUUGACGAGGGAGGGCAGUGUUGUGGGGGUGCGCCGGGUGUGCAGAGAUCAAAGGGUUGCGUUGUUGGUGGGGGGCGAGCAGGUCUGCAGGUUGGCGCAGGGGGGUGGCAGCAGUGAUGGUAGCAGUGAUGGAAGCAGCUAUGACAGUAGUGAUAGCAGCAACGGUCAGGACGAUCUCUUCCACGAGGGGUCCGCAGAUGCCAGCCGCGAACACCCCGGGGAAACCACGCGGCUAUUUCUCAACCAGGAGGAAGUGAAAGAAUUGGUCAUGGACGAGGCCCUUCAAGAGUUACUAUCGCACCGUGUCAGUGGAGAAGUAGACUCCAAGUUAAGCCACCCAGAAAAGGAUGUGUUCUUUUUUCAAGUGGAACGGGAGGAAAACCGUCUUAGUGCUAAGCGCAGCGGGGGGAAGCUCUACGGCAGAAGCAACUUCUGCAACGAGUGCUGCAUGUCGUAUGGAAUGAGAAGGGGGAGAAAAAAUGGGGGGCCGGGCAGACCAAAUGGUCAUGCCAAUCGAGGAAGAAACGAUUUCCCCUUUUACGUAAGCGGCGCUGAGAAGCUGAUGUGCGUCCCUCUUCUUGUACGCCCAACCGGGGGGAGCAAACACGUGAAUGUCAAUUUUGACUUUUGCUUUAGAAGCGCCGCCUUCGAGGACCGGCUGAAGUACCCAGGCAGGUAUUCCGUGGAGCCGUCCGUCAUAACGAUGGUCACGCGGAUUGCCCGUGGAGGGGGCCCCCUAGAAGGGGAGGAGGAGGGAGAAGAGGAAGAAGAAAACGGAGGUCUAAAAAGGAACACUAUAAAUGGGGGUGUCACGCAUGGGGGAGCCAUAAAUGGGGGAGUGACGAAUGGGGGCGCCACCGAGGUGUCCGCUCCUACGUCCUCACCGAACGACUUCCAAGGCGACUUGCAACUUUUAAGCCAUCGUAAGGAAGAGAAAACCAACGGGUGGAGGAACAACGCAGUGCAGUACUACCUAUACGUACACAACAACAACGCGCAUGGAAUCAUCGUUGAGGAAGUGAGGGGAGGGAAAUUCAAAGGAACCGUGGAGGUAACUCACAAGAGUACCUACUGCAACUUUGUAAAAGAAAACCAUCCAGAAGGGGGAGGCAUUAUCAUAAAUUACCGCUUUAACGUUAGGGACUUUUUUUUCCCUUUUAACAAAAUGUGGAGGAACAUCAUCCGUGCACUUGUGGUGAAGGUGCCUCCUGACGAGAGGAUGGGCGACAGGGGGGGGAUUUACUACCCCCCAGUGAACGAGGUGAAAAAGAGCAAAAUAAGGAUAGACCUCAUUUAUGAAAGAACUGCAAAAUGUAACGAAGUGUUUGUCGUCGAAUCGGUGAUUACUAAUGAGACGAAUAUCACCGAGGAAGUUAUAAUUUUUUUGUACGACCGGAAGAGGGGUGGUGGGCGCGGUCGAGGGGAGAAAGGAAGGGAAGAAGGUGUCCUUGUGAAAAACGGUUGGGACGAACCCGACGGCGUGCAGAGCAGCAAAAAAGUGCACGAAUUUAGGUACAGAACUGAGCAGGAAUACUAUAAUAAUAGUAACAAUAAUAGUAACAAUAAUAAUAACAGCACAUCCGAGAGCAGCUCCGAUUCUUCUGCCCUCUCAUCGGACGACUUGGAACAUUUAAUUGACCAGGAUAGCUACAUGUCCGAUGGCACAAAUGACCCUUUUAGCAAGAAGACGUAUAUUAUAACGGGGGGGAGGAUAAUGAAGAACAUUUUGCUGCCGUACCAGUCCAUUAGGCUCAGAUGGUCCUUCAUUGUUUUCACGCACGGAUUUGUCACUCUUCCCAGCGUGCUAAUCAAGCGCAAGACCAAGAUAAAGAACAACGUCAAUGUGUUCGCCUCCGCUAAUGUAGAGUUGUUCGUGGUGUAGCGGCGGAUGGAAGUGGGGUACGCGCUCGCCAGUUAGGCGGCGUAACUUCGUUCUCCGGCUGCACUUAAUUUGAUCACCUUUUGGCUAUUUAUUUUUCGCCCCGUCUUUUUUUUUUUUUUUUUUUGUUUCCCCCGCAUGAACAGCCAUAACGCGUUGUCUCCUUUGCGACUUUUGCGGGCCCCACUCGCCCCACGAUUCUUUCACGUAAAAUUGUUCCCUUUUUUGUG
Messenger RNA from Plasmodium vivax (malaria parasite P. vivax), 5141 nucleotides. RefSeq lists its product as hypothetical. The record is from RefSeq and is a predicted model, not a curated record. Lineage: Eukaryota; Apicomplexa; Aconoidasida; Haemosporida; Plasmodiidae. Bases 1 to 4914 code for a protein of 1637 amino acids. The transcript has 2 exons.